This is a messenger RNA of Zonotrichia albicollis (white-throated sparrow), 3481 nucleotides long. NCBI's taxonomy places the organism in Eukaryota, Metazoa, Chordata, Aves, Passeriformes, Passerellidae. The record is from RefSeq and is a predicted model, not a curated record.
CUAUGUCUUUUCAGUUCAAUUUCUAGGAGCAAAGUCAUCCUUCUUUCUCACUUUUCAAUUUCACUUUGUUUUUAAAUUGUCAAGUAAAGCUCCUUUUGCCUUUCAGACAUUGAUGAAAUGUAUUUAAGUGUGCAUGCUUAUUGUUGAACUUUACUUAGUAUUUCAAAUAUUCCAUACAAUUUCUUUGUAGAAACGAUUACAAAAAGAACUGUUGGCAUUUCAAAAUGAUCCACCUCCGGGAAUGACUCUAGAUGAAAAGAGUGUACAAAAUUCAAUUACACAGUGGAUUGUAGACAUGGAAGGUGCUCCAGGAACACUCUAUGAAGGGGAAAAAUUUCAGCUUUUAUUUAAGUUUAGUAGUCGGUAUCCUUUUGAUUCGCCUCAGGUCAUGUUUACUGGAGACAAUAUCCCUGUUCAUCCUCAUGUUUAUAGCAAUGGUCAUAUCUGUUUAUCCAUUCUAACGGAAGACUGGUCUCCAGCCCUCUCAGUGCAAUCUGUUUGUCUUAGCAUUAUUAGCAUGCUUUCCAGCUGCAAAGAAAAGAGGCGACCUCCAGAUAACUCAUUUUAUGUAAGAACAUGUAACAAGAAUCCAAAGAAAACGAAAUGGUGGUAUCAUGAUGACACAUGUUGAUGCCACCAUUUUGUGAUCCUCGUAGCAGAAGAUAGUCCUACUGAGAAAAUGAGCACUUUGAUCAUUCAGUCUUUGAACUUUAACCUUUGACUGGAAGUGACCUAUAGGCAAUGAAGACUACUUCCUUUGACUGCAUUUUUACUAGUGUGCAUUCUGGGCGCAUGUUGAUCGCUGGUUCAGUCCAUGCAACUGACAUGCUUUUAUUAGUCAUACAGUAUUAAUGCAGGUGUCCAGAAAUGUCAGAAUAAUUCCAUUAUUUUUAUUUUAAGCUUUUGGAAGAAUUCCAGGUCUUCAUAUAUUGUGCAAUAACACUGAGCUCCUUGGCGGUUUUGGUGCAUCCAUUGCCGGCAAUGGACAUUGUACCAGGGAAAGGUUUUGCUCCUGCCACAAAAAAGAUUGACAUGUGACUGAGCUUAUGAAAGUUUUGGAUAUAUUCGGAAUAUAAGCAAGGGAUUGACAAUUACCUGAAAUCCAGCCCAUUCUUUUAUAUUUGGAUUCUAUGCACUGUGACCACAAAACUAGCAGCAUGAGUUAACAUGCCUACCUGAAGGACUGUAAUAAGAUCAUUACGUAUUUAUUAAAUUGUUUAUCUGCUGUCAAAUUGUUUUGACAUGGGCGGUUUUUCAAGUGACAUUGGCAGAGAGGUACAAUGUUAUCCCUAUGGUGAAAUAAAACUACUUUUUGUAUAUAGUUAUUCAUAUCUCUGAAGCAAAGGUAUGAGUAAUUUAGGGUAUGAGUGAUUUAAACAAGAAUUUAUUUUGGAGAUAGAGGAUGGCAGUGAUAUAACUGAACUUGCUGCAGUCCGUAAUUGGGCUUGUAAUUUGUAUUUAGAGCUUUUUCCAAAUAGAUUGCACACUGUUAUUUCCUGCUAGCCAUCAGCAUGAGCCCUACUGCCUACACCAAUAUUUCAUUUAUUUAUGUGUUCGAAAGCAAUCCAUAUAACAUUUUUUGUUUGCAUUCACUGUUUCUUUUGUGUUGUAUGUCAUGUUUGAAUGUUACAAAACAAUAUUUUGAUUGAAAAGCUUUGUCAGAAGAUAUUUUCAUGUAAAUUAUUUCUUUAUCUUGUAAGCAUCAUCUUGUCUUUUAAUCCUGUAUUAUAAAAAGAAAAAAAAUACAUUUUUGACAGAGGCUUAAAGUUUUCACAAAAAAAGUGUGGACCUUCUUAUUUAAGUUUAGACUAAAGUAUAUUUUCUUAACUUGUUUGUCCCACGUAGCCAUGCCAAUUUUUCCAGGCUUUUCUUCACCAAAAAAAGGGGGAAAAGCCUAAAAUCAGACAUUUUUCUCUGGAGCAACAUUUACUGAAAUGACAGUUGUUCUCAGCACUCUGUAAUAUUUUGAUACUGCAAUUAGGUUGUCUUUUUAGGAAGCACUUUUAUAAACUAAAUACCUUUACACAUAUGCAAAAUUUCUAUAAUUUUUUUUACUGUUGCCUUAUUGUUGCACUCAAAAAAAUUUCAAGCAAUUAAUGCAUGAAUGUCUAAAUGAAGUGAUAGCUUGAUGUAAAAACAAACAAAAGCAAAAAAAAAAUCCCUAAACCAAAUCCACAAUGACUAACUACAAUAAAAACCAGAAAAUUGGCUGAAAAGACUGAUUUUUAUUUUUUUUUGAAUCUGCUGUAUGAUAACUAAUGUUUUAUAGCCUUGUACAUACUUCUCUGUUACCUAUUGUUUAAAACACUUUAAAAAAAGUAUAGAUGCUUAACUCAGGGUGGAUAGAGUUUAGAUGGAUUUGCUUCAGAGAAGUAUUUUGUACAGCAUCAGAACUGUAGAUACUGGCAGUAAAGUGAGGCUAUAAUAUACUUCAGGAACUGCUUUUUUUUCCUACUGUACUGAAAAUAUCUCUUGGCCUUUAAAACUCAAUGGUAAAAAUCUAGCUUUGGAUAUAAAUUUGAUGUGUGUAUAUAUUUUCACAAUGAGCCUUGGAAACAGGGAAUUAAUUUUCUUUAAAGAGCCAAAAAAAGGUAGUUUUAAACAAAAGAAAUACUUAUGCUCUAAACUUUCUGUUUAGCAAAAUUUUAUUGUUGUGCGAUCAUCAAACUGGCUAGUUUUGGAAAUGGUUCAUAUGAACGAGCAGUAAUCUGACACUGCUCUGUAUGAAUUGAAACAGUUGAGAAAUUAAUGUAUGAGUGGUUCAUAUAGUAGAUCCUAUCAAAAUAGUCCACAGGAAAGGGACCUUAAUGUGACCAGGUAAUGUCUGAAGAAAUGGCUUAAGUACGUCUCAAAUUCAGUUCCCUUUUCAUGUAGUGGCUUGGGAAACAACAAUACGUGGUUUCAGAGAAGCUUCAUGACAUACCAUAUGUAUUUUGUUGAAGAUGGGUGUUGUAGUACAAAGCAUUGUGCAUUUUAUUGACCUGUGCUGUCACAUGGACUAUAGUGAAGUUAAAUAACCAAAUUUAUGCUGCUCUUUAAUAAACCCCACCCCCUAUAAUAUAUCUUUAUUUAGAUCCAGAAAAUGCAAGGUAGAUUAGAAGAGAAUGUACCUCAGGUCUUAUAGUUUACAGUAGAAAUGCCUCAUUGGUUCUCUUGUAGAUCUGUGGGUAAGCUCACCUAUAUAGAGAGGGCCAAGACAAAGCUUAUAUACCACUCAAGCACUCAAGAUAAUGCAACUAUUCUGACAAUGCUAUGAUGUCCUGAAAAAGGGCUUGAAUUAGAUGGAGGUGGUGCCAUCCUUUCCCAAGGGUGACCCUGUGUAUGUAACUUUCUUUCACUUGGAAUUUCUCACAUGGAAUAGUUACAGAAUUGGCUUGAAACUAUCUUGCUUUUAUUUUGUGUCGAUAUUCAUGUUGUUAAACACUUUGUUUUGUGUUUAGUGUCUUUAUACUAUAACACAAUAAAUUCUUGUUCUAAAAUA